UGUCACAACACCGCAAAGAAGAUAAUAAGUUAUUAGCUGUCCAAAGAAUAAUCCCUCCCCGAUCCCAUCUUCAAGCCCUCGACACAUCGGAGCCUCUACAGGAUGUCGGACAAAAGCGAGCUGAAAGCGGAAUUGGAGAGGAAGAAGCAGCGACUUGCCCAGAUUAGGGAGGAGAAAAAGAGAAAAGAGGAGGAGCGAAAGAAGAAAGAGUCUGAUGGGAGAAAGGAGAGUGCCUCUCCCCCUCAGGAUGAGUCCGACCUGGAGAGGAAGAGGAAGGAAGCUGAAGCUCUGCUCCAGAGCAUUGGCAUUGCAGCCGAUCCUGCCAUGGUUCCCCCUCCCAUGUCCCCCUCUGCCAAGUCUGUGGGAACGCCCAGCGAAACCGGCAGCCAGGACUCUGGGGAUGGAGCUACAGGGUCCAGGACUCUUCACUGGGAUUCUGAUCCUUCCACUCUGCUGCUGCAUUCUGACUCUCAACUCGGGCGUGGCCCGCUGAAGCUGGGCAUGGCUAAAGUCACUCAGGUGGAUUUCCCGCCCAGAGAGAUUUUCUCUUACUCUAAAGAGACCCAGACCCCCACCCAAACGCAGCCUAAAGAGGAUGAGGAGGAGGAGGAGUACAUGGCUCCGUCUCAGCCUGCCCAGGAGGUCACGGAGGAGAAACUCGCUCAGAGUGAGGAAGAGGAGGUGUCCCCACAUGAGCUGACUGAAGAGGAGAAACAGCAGAUCUUGCAUUCUGAGGAGUUCGUGUCGUUUUUCGACCGUAGCUCUCGCGUCAUGGAGCGCGCUCUGUCUGAGCAGGUGGACGUUUUCUUCGACUACAGCGGCCGAGAUCUGCAGGACAAAGAGGGAGAGACCCAGGCCGGCACCAAACUCUCGCUCAACAGGCAGUUUACUGAUGAUCGCUGGUCUAAACAUCGUGUGGUCACAUGCCUCGACUGGUCCCCACAGUACCCAGAGCUCUUGGUGGCCUCUUACAGCAGUAACGAGGACGCCCCUCAUGAGCCGGACGGCGUGGCUCUCGUCUGGAACAUGAAGUAUAAGAAAACCACUCCAGAAUACGUCUUUCACUGUCAGUCGGCGGUGAUGUCAGCGGCGUUCGCUCGGUUCCAUCCCAAUCUGGUGGUGGGCGGGACGUACUCGGGACAGAUCGUUCUGUGGGACAACCGCAGUAACAAACGCACACCUGUCCAGAGGACUCCGCUGUCAGCCUCCGCACACACGCACCCUGUGUACUGUGUGAACGUGGUGGGAACCCAGAAUGCUCACAAUCUCAUCAGCAUCUCCACCGAUGGCAAGAUGUGCUCCUGGAGUCUAGACAUGCUGUCUACUCCGCAGGACACCCUGGAGCUGGCGUUUAAACAGUCUAAGGCAGUAGCUGUCACCUCCAUGGCUUUUCCUCUGGGCGACGUCAAUAACUUUGUGGUGGGAAGUGAGGACGGCUCAGUGUAUACAGCGUGUCGACACGGGAGUAAAGCAGGUAUCAGCGAGAUGUUUGAGGGGCAUCACGGACCAAUCACAGGGCUGGACUGCCACACAGCGGGCGGACCAAUCGACUUCUCCCACCUGUUUGUCACUUCCUCCUUCGACUGGACCGUCAAACUCUGGAGCACAAAGAAUAAUAAGCCACUGUACUCCUUUGAGGAUAAUUCUGACUACGUGUAUGACGUCAUGUGGUCCCCCACACACCCUGCCCUGUUUGCCUGUGUGGACGGAGUGGGACACCUGGACCUGUGGAACCUCAACAACGAGACAGAGGUUCCCACGGCGACUGUUACCGUGGAGGGAAACCCUGCCCUGAACCGCGUGCGCUGGGCUCACUCUGGGAGAGAGGUUGCUGUCGGCGACUCGGAGGGCCGGGUGCUUAUUUAUGACGUGGGGGAGCAAAUCUCUGUUCCGCGUCAAGAUGAGUGGAGUCGAUUUGCACGCACGCUCACUGAGAUCAACGAAAACCGUGAGGAGGUAGAGGAGCUUGCCGCUCAGCGAUUGGCUGCAUGA
Messenger RNA from Chanos chanos (milkfish), 1992 nucleotides. It is a transcript of the gene dync1i2b, whose product is annotated as dynein, cytoplasmic 1, intermediate chain 2b. The transcript is spliced from 17 exons. Gene Ontology annotation, molecular function: dynein heavy chain binding; dynein light chain binding. The record is from RefSeq and is a predicted model, not a curated record. Lineage: Eukaryota; Metazoa; Chordata; Actinopteri; Gonorynchiformes; Chanidae. Gene Ontology annotation, biological process: transport along microtubule. Gene Ontology annotation, cellular component: cytoplasmic dynein complex. The coding region runs from base 103 to 1992 and encodes 629 amino acids.